UUUUUCAGGUCAAAGGCCACCGAAGAAAAGCGACGAACCCACAGUAAGCGAGCAAACGAUCGGAACGUCUAUUGCGACACUUUUUUUGUUUCUAAUAAAGAAUUAUUCGAAACCGACCCGACUGACAUCUAGCAGUGGCACGUUCAAUUGUCGCGAAGAUAAACAUAGUGCCAGAUAUCCUUGAUAAAUCGAGUGUCGAACGAAUAGUACUGGUUCCAAUAACGAGGCGAUUCGUUCGCGCGAGCUUCCGUUAAUUGUCCAAUUUUUCCGACGAACGUUCCCCCGGAGAGCCGAUUGCAUCGAUGAAACUGUAUUCCUUGCCUCUACGCUGCCUUCAGCGUGUUCUCCCGGCAGAAUCGCAACGUGGCCUGAACACCAGUACGCUCGAGUACUUGAAGCCAGAGGUGGUUCUCAGCGAGGAGAGUCGUUCGUCGUUCGUCGAGCGGUUCAAGGCUCGGAAGACCGCGAAGGAAUCCGACGAGAAAGUGAGCCGGGCGGCGAUACUGGUGCCGUUAUGCAAGCACGAGGGCGAGCUGGGUCUCCUGUACACCCUGCGGUCCACGAAGCUGUCGUCGAACCGGGGACAGGUCUCGUUCCCCGGCGGCAUGUACGACGACAGCGACCGUAACCUCGAGGAGACGGCGUUACGCGAGACAUGGGAGGAGCUCAAGAUCCCGAAGGAGAAAGUCGACGUGUGGGCUUCCGGUAAUGUUAUCAGCAAAAAGAGCCUUCGAGUGUUACCUGUGUUCGGGUACAUCGGCGAGGUCGAUCCCGGGAAGCUCCAGAUCAACACCAACGAGGUGGAGGAGGCUUUCUUUUUUAGCUUGAGAAACCUGUGCGACCCGUCCCUCUGCCGGCACACCCAGUUCCGCAACGGUUACACUCUGCCGGUCUAUUUGGGCGGGAAACACCGCGUCUGGGGCUUCACCGCGGGCGUGACGCAUAUGGUGUUGAACGUUCUCGUACCUGACGCUUACAAGUUCAAACUGCCAUACGUGCGGCCGAUUUUACCGGAUAUGCAUAAGCUCAAGAACAACAUGCAGGCGUUGUGAAAUUCUACCGCGAGUCACGUUGCAAUUUAUUCUCUCUGUUCGACGCGUUCCCUUGUAAUUCACUGUAUAAAGAGUUGACCAAAUUGUUAUCGGUCUUUUUAUAUUAACCCUUUGCGCUCGAAGGUUUUUUUAGUGAUCGAGACGUAAUGUUUUUGAAAUUAUCGAGAGAUCGCGUGUAAAUUGAGAAACGAGGAUGGUUUAUUUGAAUGUUUUAUGUAUUGACGCGUUUUACGGAAUUUAAUGUUGAAUAUUGAAUUUUAUGACUUUGUUGUUUCGAAUUAAACGGUGACUCACCUGUCGAGUGCAAAGGGUUAACGAAGAGAAUGUGUUGCUUACCUCGAAUAUCGAGAAGCUUGUCGCAGAUCGUGAAAUUCGGGACAGAUACUUUGCAAUCGUCGCAGAAAUAGCCUUUUAAUGAUUAAUUACUGUUAGCCGUCUUGUCGCAUAAUGUUUACGAUGAGAUUACGUUAUCUCUGUUUUCACGAUGAUUAGUGUUGUAUUCGGCGGAGCAGCGGGAACAGUUGGUUUAGUUUAUUCAGGAAAUUUGGGAAGUCGAAGCUUGUGGCGUCAUCAACGGUGGAACGUGCAAGCUGCUAGUUAAUUUAGUAUUGCAUUGGUUAGUGUAGAUGGCGAUGCGAGUUUUUUUUUAGACUAUUUUCCUAUUAAUAAUUGAUUAUCGAUAGAUUAGUUCUUACCGUACUGUCGACUAACUUCAAUAGCGUAUUGUUUUUUUAUAUAUACAAUAUCUGACUGUAUAUACAAAUAAAAUGUUUAAUACAAAAAUUGUAGUCGCGAAGAGGGAGUGUGUAUAAGGAUAAACUGAGCAACAAUAAAAUAUAAGUACGAGUAGACUGCAGAUAUUUAGGAAUUUUGUAAAUAAAUUUUGACUUCAUUUCUGUGAAUUAGAC
Nomia melanderi (Alkali bee) is the source of this 1960-nucleotide messenger RNA. Its product is annotated as mitochondrial coenzyme A diphosphatase NUDT8. The record is from RefSeq and is a predicted model, not a curated record. NCBI's taxonomy places the organism in Eukaryota, Metazoa, Arthropoda, Insecta, Hymenoptera, Halictidae. Gene Ontology annotation, molecular function: coenzyme A diphosphatase activity.